Molecule: messenger RNA, 1830 nt
Organism: Sebastes umbrosus (honeycomb rockfish)
Lineage: Eukaryota; Metazoa; Chordata; Actinopteri; Perciformes; Sebastidae
Product: carcinoembryonic antigen-related cell adhesion molecule 6-like
Exons: 4
Coding region: 1-918 (305 amino acids)
Source: RefSeq, a predicted model, not a curated record
AUGUGUGUAGGUGAAGGUAUCUUACCCCCGGGGCCUCUGAGUGGAGCUGUGGCGGGCACAGUGAAGUUCACCACCACCCUCAGACCUCCUGAGAGUCCUUUCCUCUCAGUCAGCUGGAGCUUCAAAGGGGUGAACAUCAUCACCUCCACCAGCACCAACAUCACGGAGCCCGGACAUGCCAACAGGAUCACAUUAGACCGAGCCACGGGGGCCCUGGAGCUCAGGAACCUGGUGCUGGAGGACAGCGGGGAGUACACCCUCACCAUCAUACCAGACGGAGGGCUGCAGAGACAGGGGAAGACCAUACUCAAUGUGUAUGCGCUGAUAACCGGAGCCACCAUCCGCAGCCCCGCAGCCAUCUUGAUAGAAGACAAAAGCUCCACCAACCUCAGCUGCGAGGCCUCCGGCUCCAUCAGCACCAGAGAGUGGAUGAAGGACGGCCGGCCGCUCCACCCGAGCGGCAAAGUCAGCUUCUCCAUGGACAACAGGACGGUGUUCAUGCAACCCGUUCACAGCUCCAACCACGGCACCUACCAGUGUCGGGUCAGCAACCCAGUCAGUUCCAUGACUGCGGCCCACCAACUCACUGUCAACUUUGGACCACAUAACAUAUCCAUUACUGGACCGUCAGCAGCAGCACCUGGCCGGAGAGUGACUCUGCAGUGCACAGCAGACUCCGUCCCACCAGCAAACUUCAGCUGGAUGUUUAACGGCAAUGAGACGCAUGUUAAUAACUCCAUGUACAUCAUAGAGAGGUUGGAGGCAGAAAGCAUAGGGAACUACUCCUGCACUGCUUCAAAUAUGGUGACCAUGCGGGAAAACUCCACAGUCCUGUAUCUGAGAGCAUCCUGCACUGCUCCCUGCUGGUCGUUUUUACUGCUGCUAAUCAGUGCACUGAUUCUGAGAGGGAUAAUAUAAGAGGAGGCGGCAGGUGAGAUUAAUCAUUAUAUAUCUGCCUUAUCUAUAUGUUCUUACUGUCAUACUAAUUUCCAUUGCUUUAAAUUUUUUUCUCAGAUUCUUCCGUCCCUGACGCAUUUUGCUCCUGACCGAGGACCCUGAAUAAAAUCAAUAAAAAUGUGCUUCUGUAUGAAAUGUUAUUUUGACUCAAGAGACAUUGAUGUUACAGCUCGUCAUUCCUGAGACAGAGUGGAAACUCUCACAUUGGAAAAACACUCAUUUUAUGCGUCUUAAUUAUAGACUGUAACAGUGAAAAUAAAUGCCUGUGUCCACAUUUGGUUUCACAAAUAACAGCACCAUAAAUUACUUUUCCAUAGUUACUUAUAGUGCAGGAAUAAUCACCAGUUUUUAACCAAAAGGACAAAGUGCUCUAUGGUAAAAAACAAAACAAAAAAUAGCCUUUUCCUUCACUGGAGAUGAGAAUGGCUUGUGGGAUUAUUUUUGGAUUAAGUUGAUGAUGUUUUUUUUUUAAUAAACCAGAACAUGAGGAAUACUUGGAUUUAUGUUUUUCUAUCUCUGCUCACAGAUAAACCAGAACACUGUGUGGAUACUGUAUGCUUAUGAGUAUAUAUUUGGUCAUGUAUGCAAUGUGACUGUUUUUUUAUUUUUCUAAAAGGAAGCUGUUGUCUGAAACUAGAUUUAGAGUUCCCUUUCUGGGUGACAAAAAGUUCAACCAAUGUUGCUUCACAGUUGCAGACCUUGUGAUCCUAACCCUGACCCAGUUUAUAAUUAUAGCCCCAAUCACUGAGUAUCAGCACAUUGAAGAGUUUCCAUAAACCACACCUCUCCUGUUUCUAUCAAACAAACAGACUGAUGUCUUGAAGUAGAGUGAUAUUAGUUCAUCAGAGUUUAAAAUGGGUGCCAAGUAAUGUG